AUGGAGCUGCAGCCUGAGCAGGGGGAAAUACUCCUCACUACGGGGGACGGUACCCAGUGCCAGGGGACCAGCUCCGAGCUCUGCCAGCUCCCUCAUGAUGCGGGGGAGGCUGGUGGAGGGGAGGACAUCCCAGCUGUCAGCCAGGAGGCUGGCAGGCGAGGCCAGGCACUGCAGCCGGGGGAAGAGGAUGUGCUUGGCCCCAGCAACAAGAAGGCCCCCGAAGAGCAGCAGGAGAGCGAGGACAGCAAAGUCCAGGACUCCCAGGAGGGGCUGCCUGCCCCAGGGGAGAGUGAUGCGUCCCCUGGGGAAGCCUCGCGGCCAGCAGAUGAGCCCCCCAGCACCUGCCCUCCUGCCCGGGAGCGGGAGCCCGAGCCGGAUUUCUACUGCGUGAAGUGGAUCACGUGGAAGGGUGAGCGGACGCCCAUCAUCACCCAGAGCGAGAACGGGCCCUGCCCGCUCCUGGCCAUCAUGAACAUCCUCUUCUUGCAGUGGAAGGUGAAGCUGCCCCUGCAGAAGGAGGUGGUCACGUCAGAUGAGCUGAUGGCACAUUUGGGGGACUGCAUCCUAUCCAUCAAACCCCAAGAGAAGUCAGAAGGGCUGCAGCUGAACUUCCAGCAGAAUGUCAACGACACCAUGAUGGUCCUCCCCAAGCUCUCGACAGGCCUGGACGUGAACGUACGGUUCACAGGUGUCUCCGACUUUGAGUACACACCUGAGUGCAUAGUCUUUGACCUCCUCAAUGUCCCGCUCUACCAUGGCUGGCUGGUGGACCCGCAGAGCCCCGAGGUGGUGCAGGCCGUGGGCAAGCUCAGCUACAACCAGCUGGUGGAGAAGAUCAUCACCUGCAAACACUCCUGCGACUCCAACCUGGUGACCGAAGGGCUGAUUGCGGAGCAGUUCCUGGAGUCCACGGCCUCCCAGCUGACGUACCACGGGCUGUGUGAGCUCACGGCUGCUGUGAAGGAGGAGGAGCUGAGCGUCUUCUUCCGCAACAACCACUUCAGCACCAUGAUAAAGCACAAGGGCCACCUCUACCUGCUGGUGACGGAUCAGGGCUUCCUGCAGGAGGAGAGGGUGGUGUGGGAGAGCCUGCACAACGUGGAUGGUGACAGCUGCUUCUGUGACACCGACUUCCACCUCAGCCAUGCCCUGGGCAAGGAGGCGGCUGCUGGGGCACCCCCAGAGCAGAGGCAGGUGGACCAGGACUACAUGAUUGCUCUGUCCCUGCAGCAGCAGCAGGGACAGGGCCCCUCCACACUCAGUGACCUUGAGCUGGCCCGCCAGCUGCAGCAGGAGGAGUACCAGCAGCAGCAGCAGCAGCAGCUGCGGCCAGCCCCAGCCCCUGCACAGGGCCGAGCGCAGCCGGGUGGCCGGUCAGCCGUGGAGCGGAGACAGCGGCAGAAGGACUCGGACUGCACCCUCCUGUAGUGUCCAGCGGGACCCCGCCCCCGCUCCUGGGGGAGCACCAGCCGGAGCCCCCCUGUCCUGCGGGGACGGUGCCGGUGUCCCUGGGGACAGCAGGAGGGGGGCAGGGGACGAGGGCUGCCCCUCCUCUCCUGCGGCCCAGACCCCCCCAGUAUUUCCAGUGGCCUUAACGUGGGGGUGAUGAAGCCCCAGGUGCCCCCCGCACCUUCAGGAGCGGGGGACUCGUGGAGCGGGGUCGGGCGCCCCCCUUCCCAGUCGCUGCCUUAACCCUCGGCCAAUAAAGGACUUUUCCCAGGG
This is a messenger RNA of Cygnus olor (mute swan), 1722 nucleotides long. RefSeq names its product MINDY lysine 48 deubiquitinase 1 (gene MINDY1). Gene Ontology annotation, molecular function: cysteine-type deubiquitinase activity; cysteine-type carboxypeptidase activity; K48-linked deubiquitinase activity. Lineage: Eukaryota; Metazoa; Chordata; Aves; Anseriformes; Anatidae. Gene Ontology annotation, biological process: protein K48-linked deubiquitination. The transcript has 9 exons. Gene Ontology annotation, cellular component: cytosol; cell periphery. The record is from RefSeq and is a predicted model, not a curated record. The coding region runs from base 1 to 1428 and encodes 475 amino acids.